Molecule: messenger RNA, 1177 nt
Organism: Papaver somniferum (opium poppy)
Lineage: Eukaryota; Viridiplantae; Streptophyta; Magnoliopsida; Ranunculales; Papaveraceae
Product: psbP domain-containing protein 4, chloroplastic-like
Exons: 5
Coding region: 94-900 (268 amino acids)
Biological process (GO): photosynthesis
Cellular component (GO): photosystem II oxygen evolving complex; photosystem II; extrinsic component of membrane
Molecular function (GO): calcium ion binding
Source: RefSeq, a predicted model, not a curated record
AUACCAUUCAAGAAGUCACAUUAAAAAACUGAACAAUUUUUUUCAUCAUCAGAUUUCUAUCUAAAAGAUAAAAGACAUUGAAGCUCACUGAAAAUGAACACUGCUAUAACCCUUUUAACUAGCUCUUCAGUACUAAAAAAUGGGUAUUGCUGUUGUUCUUCUUCAUUAUCAAGAACAAAAGCUAGUUUAGACUCUAAUGAAGAUAGAUAUUGUGUUAAUGUUAAUGAGAAGAAUAAUGGGUUUUUAAAGAGAAGAGAAGCUUUGGUUUCUGGGAUUUCUUUGGUUUCUUCAUCAGUUCUUAUGGGGAGUUUUCCAGGAGAUGGAUUAGCUGUUAUAAAACAAGGACUUUUAGCUGGAAGAGUUCCUGGUUUAUCCGAUCCUGACGAACAAGGUUGGAGGACAUAUAGAAGGCCAGAUGCGAAAUCAGGAGGGCAUGGUGUGGGGUGGAGUCCAAUCAUCCCAUACACAUUUUCAGUUCCUCAAGGUUGGGAGGAGGUUCCAGUGUCAAUUGCAGAUCUUGGGGGGACAGAAAUUGAUUUGAGAUUUGCAAGUUCUCAGGCAGGGCGCUUAUUUGUCAUUGUUGCACCUGUUCUUAGAUUCUCAAGUAGUCUUGGAGAUGACGUUAACAUUGAAAUGGUCGGGACGCCUGAUAAAGUGAUUAGUGCAUUUGGACCAGAAGUCACUGGGGAGAAUGUAGAAGGGAAAGUCUUAACUACAGAAGUAGCAGAACACUCGGGAAGAAAGUACUAUCAGUACGAGCUGGAGACUCCCCAUGUCCUAAUGUCCACAACUGCUGCAGGAAAUCGGCUCUACAUAUUCGCUGUAACAGCAAACGGUCUCCAGUGGAGAAAACAUUAUCAAGACUUGAAAAGGAUAUCCACUUCUUUCCGUGUUGUCUGACAACUUCAUAGUUCAAAUCUUGCAUAGCUCUUUGUUACUCCAAUUUUGAGAAGGCCCUCCGUGCAUGGAAAAAUACAGGUGAGCUCAUCUGAGAGAUUACACAAAUCUUGUGUUAAUGUAGCAUGUUUAUAUACACACAAAUGGACUGGCCGUGCUCCAGAUUAAUACAUACUAUCAACUCUGAAUGCAUGUUGCAUAUGGAUAUGCAUCAAUUGCUGUAUAAAGAAAUGAAUGUUUGUCUAUCAUUGUUGUAUAAAAGCACCAACGUUUUUCUGAC